AUGCAAAGCGCGCUCCCGGGGGCCCAGCCGGGCCGCGCCGUUCAGCGAUUUGGAGACUUGUGGGGUGGCAAGUACCGCCCCACGCUCCUUCCCGGUCGCGGAAGGCUGAUGGCGGAAGACAUGCAUGCGCUUAUUCUUGCCUUUGUCUCGGCGGUGGUGCGUGAGAGAGACACGCGCGUGGAGCGACAGGAGGGGCCGCGGAGAGCCGUGGAAAGGGAUCUCGGGGUGACCGAUGCAGGCCAUGGAGAGACAGCUCCGGAGGAGAGUCCACUCGAGCAAGAGAGGCGCCUGGGUCGCGCGACCGAGUUUGUGUCGCCUGAAAACUGCGUAGGCGCGGUCGGAACAGAGACACGGCCUGGCGCGCGGCAACCUCCGCUCAACUUGUCUGCCUCCGAGGCUGAGCGGGAAGGGCAAGGAGGCACGCGCGAGGAGGGUGGAGACAAGGCGGACCAGAGCCGGCAUAAGUACAUGAAAGAGGGAGCCUUCGAGCUGUUUUCAUUUCUCUUUUACAAGAGGCGCUUUUCGUAUAUCCACCAGGCUGCGGCUCUCGAGAGUCAAGAAGAGGUCUGGCGCCUCAUGCUUGUCGUUUGGCAAGCUCUUUUCUCGUCUCCGCCUUCGCGCUCUGCCUCCGCGUCGCCAGCAUGUCUGCUGGUUGAGCGAAGGUCGCCGCCGCCCAGACCGGACACAGAGGAUGGACGUGACGCACCAGCUUCUUCAACGCAAAGUUCAACAGACACCCCUGACGGCGACGUCCCCCCUGGGGGCGAGCCGUCUGCCAGCGAGGGGAAACGCAAUUCGUAUGAGUUCCUCUAUCGCGUGGGUUGCGUCUUCCUUUUGCUGUGGCUUCUUUACACGGCCCCCUUCCCCGCCUCGCGGACUUUGGACCACACCCGCGCCGCGGCGGUCUCCUCUUCGUCGUGCUCUGACUCGAGCAGUGCGGCAGGCGGGGAGAAGAUGUCGAAAGGAGGGCUCUCAGCGGAGGUUCAGGGCAGAGCGCCAACAGAAAAUGCGCGACACAGUUCAGCGUCUCCAGGUGCCCCAGGCGAGCACGGGGCACACGCCGGAGACCCUGUCGCGUAUCUGGGUCUGGAACCCGAGCAACGGACUCACAGGAAGGGACUCGUCCUGCCGGCGGUCGCCGCGCUCUCCGUAGGAAACGUGGAACUGAUGGUUGAAGUGGCACAGACGUGUUUGAAGCGCGAUGAACUCCUGGACGGAGCGCGUGCAUUCAAGUUUCUCUGGGGCUCCGGUAAAAUUUGUGUGGCCGUUUUCCCCGAGGCUGAGGAGGCGUGUGGCAAACGAGGCCUUCCACUUGGCGUCAACAAGGCUCUUCUCUUCUCUUCAUUACAGCGCCAGCCAGUGGCCGUGGAGCGCCCGCAUCCUGGAAACCUCCAUGCUGACGUACAUUCUGCUGCCUUCCCCAUAUUUCGUUUGCUUGAGGAGCUCCCCAACUCUCCCCUCGUUCCGAGAGAUUCCCUUGUUACGUUCUCUCACCCUCAUCAUCAGCAUCGUUACGACGACCUCCGAGGGCGAACGAGAAGAGACGACAGCCGGGGAAGGGACCAAGCGGCUGGGCCCUUGCAAGCUCACCUGUACGCGUAUGGCGUCGCGCUCCAGCAAAUGGCAGACGAAGAGCCGCUGCCGUGGGUCGACGAACGGACUGUCGAGGGCCCGUCAAGCGCUGCCCGAUGA
Messenger RNA from Besnoitia besnoiti, 1692 nucleotides. RefSeq lists its product as uncharacterized. The record is from RefSeq and is a predicted model, not a curated record. NCBI's taxonomy places the organism in Eukaryota, Apicomplexa, Conoidasida, Eucoccidiorida, Sarcocystidae. The transcript is spliced from 6 exons. Bases 1 to 1692 code for a protein of 563 amino acids.